Messenger RNA from Physella acuta, 1186 nucleotides. RefSeq lists its product as uncharacterized. Lineage: Eukaryota; Metazoa; Mollusca; Gastropoda; Physidae. The record is from RefSeq and is a predicted model, not a curated record.
CAAAAUUUAAGGCUAGUGAUGCGGACCCAACGCCGACAGGUGUACCUCAUAUGGCAUCCCAUGCUGCUUUCAACAUAAGGCAGAAAACUGACAAAGGACAAACACUAUAUCAGGAAAUGGUACAGAGAAUCAUUCAAAGAUUUAUCUAUGACAAUCACAGACAAAUUGAAAAUACAGUGGGUUCUGAUGAUGUAAAGAGCUGCUUUGACCGCAUGAGGCAAGAGGUUCUAGCACAGUACAAAGUAAAGGAUGACAGCCUCGACAUGGCUAUCUCUGCUGUCAGAUGGGUGUCCAAGAACAUGGAGAAGAUCCAGGGGAAGGAAUCUUUAAAUAGAGAUGAGUUAUUUCCCUGGAAAAAAAGUGACAGCAUCGACAGUCAGGAUUCAGCACUGACACCUGACCAUCCAGAUUCCGAGUUUGUCAGCAACGUGGAUCACCAUGACAACGCCCUCUGUGACAUCCACGAGGAGCCCAUCCAGGUUCAUAAUAAAACAAAGCAUUCAAAGUCCAAUGGUUAGGACAAACCAAAUGUUUACAUCAGAUAGAUCUUCCAUUUUACUGUUAUUUAAUAAUUCUACAGGAGCCAAAUUGCAUUAAAGACAAGUACAGCUUUUUGAAUUUAAUUUUUAUUUUCAUUGUGGAAAUUGAACUUAAAUUUUUAAGUAAAGAAACAGUUCAUUACAAGGUAAAAUAUAAAGAUGGCAAUAAAACAUAUUAAUAACUGUUAAACGGAGUGCAAUAAGAGAAAAUAUUUUAUUUUGCUUUUGUCUUACUAACAAGUAGGGCUGUUUUUCAAAAUUGACAAGAAAUGAUUAUACGAAAGAAUUAUUUUUCUGUUAUAUUAUGUACCAUCUUGAUAAAUUAAUAAAAGUUGCCAGAUGAAUAAAUAAUUACUUGCGCAAGUGUUUUAGAUAUGAUCUUGUUUACAUACACAACAAAAUUUUAUUGACUUUUAUGCAAUCUAAAGUGCACCGUUUUUUUUUUUUUUUGUGCUGUCUAUUCUGACACUCCAAAUAAUAUUGUGAUAUUUUUAUAAGUUUUUCAAUGUUCACUUUUUAAAGUCUGUGAACUUUUUAAAUUCAUAUUUCUUGUGAGUAAGCAAUGACAACAUUAACUGUUAUACACAAUGCAAUCAAUCCACUACAAAAAAACUAAUAUUGAUAUAAAUAGUGGCAUAGGCAGGGAG